This is a messenger RNA of Pocillopora verrucosa, 1620 nucleotides long. RefSeq lists its product as uncharacterized. The record is from RefSeq and is a predicted model, not a curated record. NCBI's taxonomy places the organism in Eukaryota, Metazoa, Cnidaria, Anthozoa, Scleractinia, Pocilloporidae. Gene Ontology annotation, cellular component: plasma membrane. Gene Ontology annotation, biological process: G protein-coupled receptor signaling pathway. Gene Ontology annotation, molecular function: G protein-coupled receptor activity.
UUGGUGCCAAAUUGACGACGUGGUUCGCAAAGAGUAUUUAUUUUCCGGCUUCUUUUCAAUCACUGCAAACAAAUCAACAAAAGAACUGUGUUCCGUGCAAAAGAAACGAGAGGGCAUCAAUAUCAAGAUGGCUGGACAGGUCAUUCAUCUCGCCAGUGCUGUUUGUCUAUCCAUCUUAUCUGUUACCACAGUUUCAAGCAACCUACUUCUUCUUAUUGCUGUUUGGAAAGAUCCGCUUAAAUGUUUUAGCUCUCCAACGACGAGUUUCAUUGUAGGUAUAAGUUUAGCGGACCUUGUCACUGCUCUUACAACGGAACCGUUCUUCGCGGCGUAUUACUAUGUGGUGUACACUGAGGGAAGGGACGCAGUCAAUGGUGUCUUACAAACGCUCUUUACGGCAGGAAGCAACAUAUCCUCUGUGGCUAUCUGUUAUUCUUUUUUGAUCGUGUUGGCUUUGUCCUGGGCUCAGUACAUAGCCAUAAAAUGUCCGCACAGUUUUAAAAAAGUCGUCACCAGGAGAAACGCCAUUAUAUUCAACAUGCUCAGUUUGUUUUACUUGUUGUCUUUCAUGAGUCUUCAAUUUGUGGGAAUCAUGGAUCAAUUCACUUUUUUAAAACUCAGUCUAGCCCUAAACACUUCUUUCCUAUCUAUUAACUUGAUGGUGAUUCUGUUUUUAUUAAACGCAGCUUUCCGACGCCAUUUGAAGAGAAAACGCGCUUUUGAACAGCACGAGGAAAGCUCUUCGCCGCGAAGCAGUCGAAAAACCCGCCGCGAAAAUCUACAGCAGCAAUUUACAGCAGUGGCGAUGUAUUUAGCUGCUAUUUUGCUCUUAUCCGCGCUGCCACAUGUCAUUACAGCUCAAAUAUUCCUUUAUCUAUCAGACGAGCUUUCUCCUCAGGCCAAUGAAAACAUUCAGAUUGCUCUCGAAAUCUCCGAUCUGUUGUUGUUUGUAAAAGUGUGCCUGGACGCGUUUGUCUACGCAUGGCGCCUACCAACAUAUCGUCGAACGAUGAGAAUGCUUUUUUUUCGGCGGGCAAAGGAAAGGAACGGGUACAUCAACGGGAGACACGCCAACCGUUUUACAGAAGUUUCGCUUUCGCCGCAGUAAAGGUGUCCGCAGUUAAUGGGUAACCUUGACUAAUGUCAUUUUGCGAAAUGACUCAAACCUUUAAUACAGUUACUUAUAGUUGAGCUUUUUCAAAAGAUUAUUGAUUGGAAACUGAUCUCAUCAAUGGUUCAAGAGGAUUCAGGAACAUUUCUACUGUUGAAAAGCAGGCUGUAGUUCUGUUUUUUUGGGGGACCGCAAGUUAAUAUUUUCAGUUGAUAAUUGUUUUAAAAAAUGUAUUGAAUUUCUGAAGAAGUCAUUAGUUGUAACAAGUAUUUGUCCGCUUUGUUGUUUAGACAGUUUGACACCUUUACUUCAAAUACAAUUUAUUGCCACUUUUUUACCAAAGUCUGUACAUGUGGAAUAAAAGCCAGUGGUCAGUGAUUAAUUAGUGACAGAUCUGUUGUACCUAAGAAAGUUUACAUUUUACUACAAAAGAGAAUGUUUAUUAUUUAGGUCACGCCCGUAGCUCUCCACAUCUUUGUAGUGAUUAAAAAAAGAUUAAAAAAAAAAAG